Messenger RNA from Neospora caninum, 1878 nucleotides. Its product is annotated as axonemal inner arm I1 intermediate chain dynein IC138. Gene Ontology annotation, molecular function: dynein heavy chain binding; dynein light chain binding. NCBI's taxonomy places the organism in Eukaryota, Apicomplexa, Conoidasida, Eucoccidiorida, Sarcocystidae. Gene Ontology annotation, cellular component: axonemal dynein complex. The record is from RefSeq and is a predicted model, not a curated record. Bases 1 to 1878 code for a protein of 625 amino acids. The transcript is spliced from 9 exons. Gene Ontology annotation, biological process: cilium movement.
AUGGCCGGACAGCCUGGAAAAGACUGGCGAGGAGACCAAAGAGCCACGUCUGCUUCGCACGCAGAUGCAGACGACGACGAAGAAGGCCCCACGGCCGAGGACGGUUUGCCGUACCCUCAAGGAACUAACUGCCACGCACGGGAGGUCAGCGAAGGACUGCUCGAGACGCAAGUGGAAAUCACUUUGCAAGAAUCAGCAACAGAAAUCUACUUCUCCCAACCCAGCCUCGUGGUUCUUGUUGACACUGAGGAAUACUGGCGCCUGACCAAUCGAAACAAGCAAUACGAUGAACUCGCGGCGUCCAAGUGCUUGACAGAGAAGUAUGUGGCUAAUCACUCACAGACCCUUAACUUCCCUCAGAAAAACAAGGAGAUCUCAGCACUGCCUCCUGCGCCGGUGUCAGCGGGAGUGUCUGUCAGCCCGGCGGACAUUUUUGAUGCGUUCAACACCUUCGCUGUACCCCGCGUCAACGAGCUCCAACAUCAGUGGGCAAAGGAGGCUCACAGCUAUACAGAAAAGGGCUUAAAGAUGCCGGGUAGCCUUUUAGAUGUGAAUAACAUCUCAGUGCAACAAAACUACCCGUUCCACGUAUCUUCGGCUACUCGAAAAGCAGCCAGUUGGGGCGACGUCUCUGACGGCGGCACAACCAAGGAUGUGACUACUGCCUCGUUGCACAAAGGGUACACGACGCUCAAGACACGGAGGAACGACGGCCCCAUUGCUGGCGGACCGUCACGAGAGUCCAACAGGAAACUUGGCUUGGGAGAACAGAAACCAUUUCCGCUCCAUAUGCGGAGCAAGGGAGAAGAACGUUGCGUAGCGCAAGCAAAGGCGGAUGUGGGUUCAGGAAUUAUUGCUGAGGAGGACGACAGGGACCAGGAGUUUGACGAGGACAGCGAUGAUCGAGACACGCCGGAUGACGAGCAACUUCCGAAACUGAAUUCCUCAAUUGCAGGGUUUAAAGAGCUCUUCGAUUUUGAUGGUCGGGCACUCACAGCUUCAAUGAGUGUUUCCACUGCCAACUGGAACCCUGGAAACCAAGACUUGUUGGCGGUCGCCUACGGAACGAGUCCUGCUGCCCGGACGGGCACAUCAUCAGACGGGCACCUCGUUCUCUGGGACCUCAGAAAGCCGAACGACCAGCCCGUGUUGCAAACCCACCCCGUCCUGUCCAUGCAGGGUUGCAGCAGACACAGCGAUGCCGUAUGGGACGUACGCUGGGUUGAUCGAGGAGCUGACAAGGUUCCCGGAGAGCAGUUGCUCUCCAUUGGGGGGGAUGGCAAGGUGUACCAGUGGACGAUGAAGAAAGUAUUGGAACGGACAACAAUGAUGUCGAUGAAACGCGUCGUCAACCCCCGUACAAAAAUAACGUGGAACACGAGCGGCGUCGACCAGGCGAACGACGCCGUCGUUUUUAUGUACGCGUCGGGGCUGUGUAUUGACAUCAGCGGCCAGGACGCUUCCACGUAUGUCAUCGGCACUGACGAGGGCUUGGUCCACAGGUGCUCCACGUCGUACAACGAGCAGUACCUCGACACCUACGUCGGCCACACCGGACCUAUCAACAGAGUUGCAUACAACCCCUUUGAUAGCGAAGUCUUUUCAAGCUGUUCCGAUGACGGGACGAUACGCUUGUGGAAUAUCAAACAGCCCGAAGCAGCUGUCGCGACUCUUCCGCCAUCGACGCAAUACAGCGCAGUUACCGACUUCUCCUGGUUCGCGCCAAACUGCCCCGUGCUGGUUGUGGGAGAUAAAGAGGGCUGCGCCACCGUCAUUAAGGUUCAAGACGAAGACAUUCCGCGGUAUUCAUCCUUCGAGCAGAGAGAAAGACUUCAAGCGGUGAUUGACCGACAAGGAAAACAUUGGAUGGCCAUGUGA